Klebsormidium nitens is the source of this 893-nucleotide messenger RNA. Lineage: Eukaryota; Viridiplantae; Streptophyta; Klebsormidiophyceae; Klebsormidiales; Klebsormidiaceae. The record is from the annotation of a GenBank genome assembly.
GGCAGGAGGGGGGGUAGCGAGCGCAAUGUCGGAACUCAGGAGGGAGCGCGCGCAGGCAGGGGUUAGUGCAGGCGCUCGACAAGCAGAGGCGGGGCCGUCGACCAGUUCGGGCGUGAGGGCGGAGGCACUCCCGCAGUCUCGACAAGCGGACGCAAGCGGAAGUGCAGCGCCUUUUGUUAACGAUGCUUAUAACCUGUGGGUAGAGCAGCGGCGCGAGUGGGUAGGCAACCGGGCCCGUCAACGACCCGCCCGGAGGCAGCCUGCGAUCAGCCCGGAUGCUACGUACGAAGACCUGUUGACCACCAGCCAACCGUUUGCACAGCCAAUACCGCUUCCGGAGAUGGUCGAUUUUCUCGUUGACGUCUGGGAUCAAGAUGGCCUGUACGAUUAGCGAGGGGAUUCCGAGAGUGAGUACGUCUGGGUUCAAGUAAGCAGUUCUGGUGAGGCUUGCGGGCCUCGAGUCUGUGUUCCAAAACAUAAAGUAAGGGUGCUUAUGUUGAUGAGAUUAUGGCGGUGAGUACGAACUUUGCUUCUGUCCCAAGCAAGGCACCUUGCGCCCUCGUAAGAGUGGACCCCGAGGACUUGCUGAUUUAGAUACAGUGGCUCGCUGCCCGGCCGCGACCUGUUGUAAGCUUCAUCAGUAAUAAAGCCAGUAUUUCGGGUUAAGCUCUAGUGGUAGGCAAGUUGCUGCUUUGACACACUUUAGCGUCCAAGAAUACUGAAAGGCCAUGAACUAUUUCAGCUAAGCCACGACGAACAGGUGACUUGCUGGUGAUGUCAAAUUUGUGUGCCUGUGCGCCCGCUAUUGUACCAUUUGCGGCGCUUUAGCAGAUUCCGAUAGCCAGUCAAUCGCGUCCUACGUUGCUCGGCAAUAUCUCCCGACGAUACGGUGG